Messenger RNA from Cajanus cajan (pigeon pea), 652 nucleotides. It is a transcript of the gene TRX1, whose product is annotated as thioredoxin H-type 1. NCBI's taxonomy places the organism in Eukaryota, Viridiplantae, Streptophyta, Magnoliopsida, Fabales, Fabaceae. The record is from RefSeq and is a predicted model, not a curated record.
UAACAUAGUAACAGCUAUGGCUAUGCCAUAUUGAAAUUUGAAACUGAGAAAGUUUUCUGAGAAAUUAAGGAUCUAGAGAAUGGCAGGUGCAUCGGAAGAGGGACAAGUCAUUAGCUGCCACUCCGUCGAGGCAUGGACUGAUCAUCUCCAAAAGGGCAACGAAUCCAAAAAACUCAUUGUUGUGGAUUUUACUGCUUCUUGGUGCGGACCAUGCCGUUUCAUUUCACCAUUUCUGUCUGAGUUGGCUAAGAAGUUUACAAAUGUCAUAUUUUUAAAGGUGGAUGUGGAUGAAUUGAAGACUGUUGCUGAAGAUUUUGCUGUUGAGGCUAUGCCCACUUUUGUGUUUGUGAAAGAAGGAACGCUUCUUGGCAAAGUGGUGGGAGCAAAGAAGGAAGAACUGCAGCAGACAAUAGAGAAGCAUGCGGCUUCAUCUAGUGCUUAAUCUUGCUGCUGUUAGUUGUUACUUUCACCUUCAGAGACAUAAUUUAUGCUUUCAUCUUUAUUUUUAUAAUAUCGUACUAGACUUUUUCUUUUUGUUAUUUCUGUUAUUGCACCAAUCAGCUUUAUAAAAGGUGAUGACUCCUAUGAUCAGCUUUCUUCCGUCUUGAAUAAUAGUGGAUGCUGCUUUAUCAUAUGUAACUAUUUUGCUCUA